GUGAAGUGGCUUUGAUUUCGUGGCACAGGGGCUGCGCACCUCCCUCCCCAUGGGCGAUGUAAGCUUUCAUCCAGGGCGCUGUUUGAAAGUCGGUGACCCCAUGUAUAAAAUCGCGUAGCCCGUGCAAAUGAACUUAUUUCCCUAAUAAACAUUUCAGGAUGCCCGUUUGAUGGGGGAGUGUGUUAACCCCCUGUGUGUGUGUGUGUGUGUGUGUGUAGACCAGCGUUUAGCGCUUUCUCGUCUUUUCCUCGACUGUUGCCCCCGAAGGGUCGCCGGGUGAGGAUCUGGACAUUUCCAGACGGCACACGGUCCCUGUGGCAUGGUCCUGCCUUAUUUGGAGUAAGGACACUGUUUAUACCGCAGUUUUUUGGCACAGGAGGGUGAUCUGCGUUCGCUCAACAUUAAAUCAAGCCGGCAGACGAGCUUGGAGAGCAGGAAGGGGCCCUCGCUAUCCAGUCAGGUGGUGUCCUAGCAGUUGAGGAGCCUGUCACUCGAAGGUCACAGGUGGAAAUGCCAUGAAGAGUCAGUCGUACGUCUGUAGGGAGGACGUGGCUGUGUGCACAUAGCCAGGAUUGCUUCAGAUAGGUGCUAGGAGGCGCUGUGAGGCUCGGUGAGUGGCGUGCCAUGGCCUAGCAGCAUGGCGCAGCUGUACUUCCGGCGGACGGACAACUCCUCCUACAGGGACCGCAUCCCACUGCGCAUAGUGCGGGCCGAGGCAGAGCUCUCGCCCCUGGAGAAGGCCUACCUGAGCGCGGUGGAGAAGGGCGACUAUGCCAGUGUCAAGCAGGCCCUGGAGGAGGCCGAGAUCUACUUCAAGAUCAACAUCAACUGCAUCGACCCGCUGGGCCGCACGGCGCUGCUCAUCGCCAUCGAGAACGAGAACCUGGAGAUCAUCGAGCUGCUGCUCAGCUUCAACGUGUACGUGGGGGACGCCCUGCUGCACGCCAUCCGCAAGGAGGUUGUGGGGGCCGUGGAGCUGCUGCUGAAUCACAAGAAGCCCAGCGGGGGCAUGCAGGUUCCUCCUGUCCUCCUGGAUAAGCAAUUCUCAGACUUCACACCUGACAUCACGCCCAUUAUCCUGGCAGCGCAUACCAAUAACUACGAGAUCAUCAAGCUGCUGGUGCAGAAAGGCGUGUCGGUGCCGCAGCCACACGAGGUUCGCUGCAACUGCGUGGAGUGCGUGUCCAGCUCAGAUGUGGACAGCCUGCGCCAUUCCCGCUCCCGCCUCAACAUAUACCGAGCGCUGGCCAGCCCCUCUCUCAUCGCCCUCUCCAGCGAGGACCCCUUCCUCACUGCCUUCCAGCUCAGCUGGGAGCUGCAGGAGCUCAGCAAAGUGGAGAACGAGUUCAAGCAGGAGUACGAGGAGCUGUCGCAGCAGUGCAAGCGCUUCGCUAAGGACCUUCUGGACCAGACGCGUAGCUCUCGUGAGCUGGAGCUGAUCCUCAACUUCCGCGACGAUGCCAAUCUGCUGGACGAGGAGAACACCAACGACCUGGCCCGCCUGAAACUGGCUAUCAAGUAUCACCAGAAGGAGCAUUUUUUGUUUACUGUUCCUUUCAACCUACAGUUUGUGGCUCAACCCAACUGUCAACAGCUGCUCGCGUCGCGGUGGUACGACGAGUUUCCUGGCUGGAGACGCCGGCACUGGGGGGGGAAGUUCCUCACCUGUGUCUUCAUCGGCCUCCUGUUUCCACUCUUCUCCCUCUUCUACCUGAUUGCCCCCAAGAGCCGCUACGGUCUUUUCAUCCGCAAGCCCUUCAUCAAGUUCAUCUGCCAUACAGCUUCCUACCUGACCUUCCUCUUCCUCCUUCUGCUGGCCUCCCAGCACAUCGUGUCCACAGAGCCCAACCGCCAGGGGCCGGCACCCACCGCCGUGGAAUGGAUGAUCUUACCCUGGGUCCUAGGUUUCAUCUGGACAGAGAUCAAACAGAUGUGGGACGGUGGGCUCCAGGACUACAUCCACGACUGGUGGAACCUCAUGGACUUUGUCAUGAACUCUCUCUACCUGGCAACCAUCUCCCUGAAGAUUGUUGCAUUCAUGAAGUACAGCGGCUGCAAGCCCAGGGACAACUGGGAGAUGUGGCACCCCACGCUGGUGGCGGAGGCCGUGUUUGCCAUCGCUAACAUUUUCAGCUCGCUGCGGCUCAUCUCGCUGUUCACGGCCAACUCGCACCUGGGCCCGCUGCAGAUCUCGCUGGGCCGCAUGCUGCUGGACAUCCUCAAGUUCCUCUUCAUCUAUUGCCUGGUGCUGCUGGCCUUUGCCAACGGCCUCAAUCAGCUCUACUUCUACUACGAGACACAGGGCAGCGACGAACCCAAACCCUGCAAGGGCAUCCGCUGCGAGAAGCAGAACAACGCCUUCUCAACGUUGUUCGAGACCCUGCAGUCUCUCUUUUGGUCAAUUUUUGGUUUGAUCAGCCUCUAUGUGACCAAUGUCGGACCCGACCACAAGUUCACCGAGUUUGUGGGUGCCACAAUGUUCGGCACCUACAACAUCAUCUCUCUUGUGGUUCUCCUCAACAUGCUGAUAGCGAUGAUGAACAACUCGUACCAGCACAUCGCUGAUCAUGCAGACAUUGAAUGGAAAUUUGCAAGAACGAAGCUGUGGAUGAGUUACUUUGAAGAAGGAGGGACGUUGCCAUCUCCUUUCAAUAUCAUCCCCAGCCCAAAGUCCGUGUGGUACCUCAUCAAGUGGAUAAAGAAGCACGUCUUCAAACGGACUAAGUCAAAAAGACCCGAAACCAUUGGAACCCUCGGGAGACGUGCUGCGGAGAACCUCAGAUUAAACCACCAGUACCAGGAGGUGCUGAGGAACCUAGUGAAGAGAUAUGUGGCAGCCAUGAUCAGAGAUGCCAAGACGGAGGAGGGGCUGACUGAGGAGAACUUCAAGGAACUGAAGCAAGACAUUUCCAGCUUUCGCUAUGAGGUUCUGGGCAUGAUGAAAGGCCAUGGGUCUAAGGGGAGUACCGCCGCGUCAAGCCUCACCUACCCUGACCACUCCCUCAAAUACACACCGGCGCCCUCUGGGGGCCAGCAGAAGAAUAAGCUCAACUUGUUUGACGUCACCAACAUGCUGAAGCAGAACCCAGCUGGGUCCAGAUCACCGGAAGCCUUCAACGGUUUGGCCAAUGGGUCACUCCUCCUUCCUGCUGAGGGCCCCUCAACAUCCACUUCCUCUGCCCUACACAGGAAAGACUUCCCCAAGAAUAUUUCUGACUUCAGUCUGUAUCAGAGGCGCCGCCGGGGUGGAAAUUUAGGACACACCCCAAGCAAGAUCUACUCUGUCUCUGAAGAGGUGGACGAAUUGGACCCGGAGCAGCCGGGUCACGGCAGGAAGCAGGCAGAGCAUUCGGGGCCAGUAGCUGGAAAGGAGUUGCUGGGUAAAGUGUCCAGGUACCAGGAUGAGAAGGAGGGGGAGGGUAAUCAAGAAGAGGAUGAGUGUGAGAAGAGUGAAGAUGGAGAGGAGGAGAAAGGGGAGGAGGACUUGGGAGCAGAAGGACAUGAGCAUAGGUUCCUCCAGAAACAGGUCAGGGAGGAUGACAAUGACUCAUUUUUGUCAACAGAGACGUAGCUUUGUCUGUGCGCCAGAUCAAACUGAAAUGUGCCUGAGCGACAAUCAAACGUGGUGUGUGAAGGAGCUGCUUCCCGUUGGGGUGGAAUAGGGUGCAGGGUGCGUGUUUCAGCUGGAGCAGAGGUCUUAGACAAAGAACUGAGAAACACCUUCUCCUAGCAAGGCGGGGGGUGCCUCCUGUUCGUGAAGGGGGCAAGUUGCAACCAAACGCGGGCUACUAGCCCCUUCUGGGAUCUCCCUGACAGACUCACCUGAUGGUGAGCAGACCGACUACCUGAACAAAACCCCUCGCUCUCCAUCUCCCUAUUCACUGAUGAAAGAAUCUACUAGAACACAGCAGAUGUUCCUGUGUUUUCAGGUGCUGGGUGUUGCUGUUUUAUUUAUUUUUUUUGCAUGGAUAUUUUAUAUGAAUCAGCACACAAAGCAUCAGAUUGUGUCACAAAAAAACGAUUUACAUGCACUUUGAGGACAGUUGGACAUUUCGUGCUUUUUUUUUUUCUUCUCUAUGGAGCGAGAAAGACAUACCAUCGUAAUUCUUUUUUCAUAGCCCCCAGCUUGUCUAGCUAGUGCCUGUGACAUCCCCAGAGCCCGUACUCCGCCUUACUGAGUUUACUUUAGCACUUUACACCGGGUGUCGUUCAGAGGAUCGGACAGACUUCUUAAGGCAGAGUAUUUUUAAUUUGACCCUUUCUAUGCAAAAUAAAAACUGGACCCCCGGACGACUUCCAUCCCUCUCAUUCGCACUUUGUAUCACAGGCUGAGGGGUGUGCCUCUAUUUCAGCACGACAGAACCAGAUGUGCUAAACCACCGCCUAUCCUUGUACCAAGGGCACAAACCUUGCUCCUCUCCUCAGUGCUGUUGAAGUUACAUACCCUGACCUGUAUUCCAAGCACAGUUAAUUAGCAGUCCAUCAGUAUGCCCUUUUCAAAUUCUCAUUAAACCAUAUUGCAAUUGUGUACUAAAUGGAUUAUGUAUUACGUGAUAAAAUACAUGUAUCUGAUAUUAAUUACAGGUAUAUGUUUUUUUUAAUAUGUUCUACUUUUAAAAGUACCAUUUAAUCUGUUAUCAGUAUCUAAAUAAAUAUGCUUAUUUAUUGUUA
Molecule: messenger RNA, 4671 nt
Organism: Paramormyrops kingsleyae
Lineage: Eukaryota; Metazoa; Chordata; Actinopteri; Osteoglossiformes; Mormyridae
Source: RefSeq, a predicted model, not a curated record